This is a messenger RNA of Trichoderma citrinoviride, 1149 nucleotides long. RefSeq lists its product as hypothetical. Bases 1 to 1149 code for a protein of 382 amino acids. NCBI's taxonomy places the organism in Eukaryota, Fungi, Ascomycota, Sordariomycetes, Hypocreales, Hypocreaceae. The transcript is spliced from 2 exons. The record is from RefSeq and is a predicted model, not a curated record.
AUGGAGGCCCGAGCAUCACCAGACAAGGCCACGCCUGGUCGUCGUCGACAGGGUCGAGGCAGGCCUGCCCCUCUCAAGGCCUAUGCCUCCGAGAACGAUGCCGUCAACUACGCCUCCUCGUCACACACCGGCCAUCAUGGCCACCGCAAGAAUCCCCAGACUCCCAAGAAGACGUUCUCCAUCUCGCCCGUCCCUGCGGAAGGCUACAGCGCCCAGCCUGGCUCCAAGCAACGCAGCCGAAACAACAAACCAAAGCCCAAGCAUGACCCGACGUCGCCCAACUACCAGCUCAGCAACAACCAGUCGCCUCCGCAGACAUCGCCAGCUUCCAAGGCGGCUGCCAGCACGCCCUUUGCCGGAGCCACCUUCCAUGCCUCGCCCGCCCCCUCAGACCUGCCCAUCCCGAGCUUCCUCAAGUCGAACAGCGAGUCGUCUCCCAUGGUGCGGAAGCCGAGGGGCGUCGUCCCCCAGCCGUCCCCCCCUGCCACCGACUCAGAGGCCCCCACGCCGCAGCGGCCCGUCUCUGCUUCCCAGCACCGCGAGUCGCCCCUCGACUUCAUGUUCCGAGCUCAUCGGCUGGAAAAGGCGGCCCGCGGGCAGUUUGACCAGCCUGCUGGCCCGGCGUCGCUGCUGGCCGGCGUCAUGUCUCCGCCUCACCACACCGAUACACCCCCCUCCCAAGCUGCUUCCGGCCCGGCCCAGAACCGCCGCGCGUACAACAGUCAGUCUUCUGGCGACAAUGAGAUCUUUGAGCUGGAGGGGACCGGAGGCCAGCCGCUGGGUCCAGCCUUCUCGACCCCGUAUCAGGACCGAAUCAAGGCUGCACGAAGUAUGGCGACCAACCCGCAUGCUUCUCAGAGAAGCCCCUUGCCAUCUGCAAAUGCCAGCGCGACGAUGGAGGAUCCAACUGAGGCUCUCAAGAGGUUUCUUUUCGCCCCUCAGUCGUCUGCGCCAACGGCGCCAGCCGCUGCCAGCCCUCCUGCAUUCCCGUUCCCCCAGCAGCCUCGCAAUGCUGAACAAUUCCCCAACCGCCAAGUGGAUGGCAGCGCAAGCAGCAUACAGGCCAUGGAAAACGAUCUUCGACGGAUCCUGAAGCUGGACGUCGGAGGCGAGCGGCCGCCUACUGAGAGACGGCUCUUCACUGGCUAA